GGAGGCAGAGUUGAUCUCCUCACUCCUUGGCUUGAACGCAGGUUGAACACAGAGCAAGAUGGAAGAGGAAAAAAUAGAGCUUAACGAGAGGAACAAUGCAGCGCAGCUCAAAACGGCGGCCCACCCCCCAGGCAGGUUCGAGAGGUUGAUCCAGCCCUGUCUCGCUGAGCUGGUGGGGACCACGUUUUUUGUCUUCAUCGGUUGUGUGUCAGUGAUCGAGAAUUUGGAGGCAGCGGGCAGGCUGCAGCCCGCCCUGGCACACGGCUUGGCGGUGGCAGUGAUGGUGGCGUGCAUGGCAGAGAUCAGUGGGUCUCAUUUCAACCCUCCCUUCACCAUUGCCAUCUUCCUGUGUGGAGGCAUGGAACUGGUAUUAGUUAUCCCAUACCUCGUCUGCCAGCUUCUUGGAGGUGUGCUUGGUGCUGCCAUGUCAAAGGUUAUGACAUCAAAGGCAAAGUAUAUGAAUGCCACUGGUGCAGCCUUUACCAUUCUACAGUCACAUGACCAACUCGGGGAGGUUUUUUUCGCUGAACUGGCCAUGACCUGUCUGGUGACAAUGGUGGUGCUGCUUGGAGCAGUUAAUGGGAAAAGCAAGAGUCCCCUGGUGCCUUUCAUGGUGGGCUGCACUGUACUCUUCAACAUCCUGGCAGGAGGGGACGUGUCUGGCACCUGCUUGAACCCAGCAAGAGCUUUUGGACCAGCACUAUUGACCAAUUACUGGGCUUAUCACUGGGUAUACUGGGUUGGGCCUAUUGGUGGAGCUUUAAUAGCUGCAGCUCUUGUAAGGUUUCUGCUUGGAGAUGAGAAGACCCGCAUUAUAAUGAAGUAACACACCAGGAUCAUUUUUAAUGUAACAAAGGUUAUUUCAUAAAAAUACUAGCUUGUUCUAUUAGUAGAUGAAUCAAGAUAUAUUAUUCUCAGUGCAUUUGUUGCAGAUACAAUACUCUCCUUAUAUCUUAAUAAUAUUUUCUUCUGUUUUCCUCCGUAGACGCUCUAGGGGUAUAAGAGGUAGACGUGCACGUGCAGUGUAGCAUGGACUAAGCGCAUUUACUAUGCAUAUUUACUUAUAUACUAAGAAUGUGUAGUUUUGUGACAGACGUCACAGCCAUUUUGUGAUUAAUGCAACUGAUAUAUAAGAUAAUAUAUUGGUACUUUACAGAUGGCAAAUACACCGUGAUAUAUAUUUUACAUAUUAUACAUCAUAUACAUUUUGCACACUCAUUUUCAGAUGUGUGAAUACUUCAGCAGAUAUGCACUAAGUACAUAUUUUGAUGACAGUUCAUGUUUACAAUACAGUCUAAGUCUACUUAUUAAGUGUCAAUUAUACCUCACAGAAAUGUGUUGCUGUAGCUGCUCAAAUGUAGAUUAAUUUAGUUUCAUUUGGACCCCGGUAAUGUUUAUAUAUUUACGAAGCCAAUGCACGUAUAUUCUCUGUCCUAGGUUAUUGAUGGGUGAUGAGAAGACCCGCAUUGCAUUACAAUGAGAGGGAGGGGACCUGUCCUUAUGUGUUUUUACUACUUUGACACCAUCUGGUUUUUAACUGGGUCACACUGUCUCUCUUUCUCUCUCUCUCUCUCUCUCUCUCUCUCUCUCUCUCUCUCUCUCUCUCUCUCAUUGAAAUCAAUUGUAUAUUUUACCCUGAAAUUCACUGCAACAAAUGCACACUGAGUGCAUAUAAAGUUUAUUUAUAUUACUCUUAAGAUACUGUAAAAAAUGACCUCUCAAAUCUUUUAGUUGGUGUCACCUUAUAUACUGUCUUACAUACAAGUUUAUAACAGACUAUUAUGUGUCAAAAUAAAAUAUUUUCUGAUACAUUUUUUAUAUAAAAGUAUUAAGGCGGUUGAAGAAAAAUAUGAACAUCAGACUUGCAGACCUCUACAUUUGGUGUGUUCAAAGGGAAAAUCCUGUUUACUUCAACAAGUGAGUGCUUUAAUUACAGCAAUAUCAAGACUUAUGAACCCUUUUAUCACAUUUCAGAUCAAAGGUCAAAAUACAUAUUGCAACCCCUACAACACUUUAACUCAGUGAAAAGAAAGAAAGCCCACAUAGCCAAACUGAUAAGCAAACAUAAUAGUCUGGACUUUAAAGCAGAAAGUGUAAACUUCGAAUGUGAAAUGUAUUAUGUACCUUUGAUAUGUGAUAAUAAAUAUAUAUAUGCUGCUUGCUGA
Molecule: messenger RNA, 2165 nt
Organism: Electrophorus electricus (electric eel)
Lineage: Eukaryota; Metazoa; Chordata; Actinopteri; Gymnotiformes; Gymnotidae
Product: aquaporin-8-like
Biological process (GO): transmembrane transport; water transport
Cellular component (GO): basolateral plasma membrane; plasma membrane
Molecular function (GO): water channel activity
Source: RefSeq, a predicted model, not a curated record